CAGUUUACAAAGGGUUUACAAGACUCUAAAAACAAACCAGAAACUGCCAAAGUCAGGAAUCUCUUGUUUUUUUUCAAUCACAUCUUUCUCUCUCCACAAUAAUCCUAUAGAAAGAACAAAAGAGAGAGAAGAUAGUGAAUAAUGGAAGGCUGAUUUUCUUCGUGAAUCUAAAAGACAGUCACAGAGAGAUUUGAGAGCGUCAUAAUUUUAUAAAUCCAUUUCUCUAUCUCUUCCUCUCUCUCUGUAGCCUCUAACAAUGAAGAAAAGCUUCACUUCACUCCUCAUCAUCCUCUGUUCUCUCCUCUCUCACACCGUCUCAGCCAAUCUACUCCUCGAACCGGUCACACCCAACACCGUACCUGCCUUCCCGGUCGAAACCCAAGCUCAAACCUGCCGUCUUGACCUCUCCGACGAGCUCUUCGGCGGAGUCAACGAAGCAUGCGGGAGAAACCUCGACCGGAGCCGCUGCUGCCCCGUUCUCGCCGCUUGGCUAUUCGCAGCUCACGCUCGCUCUGCUCUCCAGUUACCAGCUCCUGCUCCGACGCCGGCGUCCUCCGACCCCGACGAGCCCAUGAGACCGGACGACUCUCAGAAGUGCGUCAACACAUUGCAGAGUGCGCUUCUGACCAAACACAUCAAGAUCCCGCAGCCUAGUCCUAACUGCGACGCGAUUCUGUGCUUCUGUGGGAUUCGUCUCCACCAGAUAAGCUCACUCUCUUGCCCCGCCGCUUUCAAUGUCUCCUCCGGUUUCCGAAACGCGACUCCGACCGCCGCCGUGAAGAAUCUUGAGAAGGAAUGUCGGAACUCAUCUUACUCUGGCUGUACCAGAUGCCUCGGGGCUCUUCAAAAGCUCAAGGUAAAAGGAGGAAGCAAGAAGACAACAACGGAGAGAGCGAGUAAGAUGAUGAGCAAAGAUUGUCAGCUUAUGGGACUCACAUGGCUACUUGCUCGUAACAAAACGACAUACAUUCCCACCGUUUCAGCUGUGUUAAGAGCCAUUAUGUAUAGUCCACACCCGCCUCACCUCAACAAGUGUAGUCCUGACCAAGAGAACAUGCCAUUAGCCGUUGACUCUCUUCAGUUCCAGAGGAGCCUUGCUGCUUCGUCAUAUUUUUCUGUGUUUCCGGUUUUACCCCUACUCCUCUGCAUUUUUCUCUUCUUGUAGUUUUAAAUUUAUUUUGUUUUUGGUCGGAGGGAAAGAGAGUCACGUGAAGCUACAAGACAGAUUAUGUGUGCAUGUAAAUGGCUCUUUUUGGUUUUGUAUCUCUAACCCUAAAAAAAAUUUAACUGUGUUUUGUCUAAUUAAACACAUUGUCCUA
This is a messenger RNA of Brassica rapa (field mustard), 1319 nucleotides long. RefSeq lists its product as uncharacterized. The record is from RefSeq and is a predicted model, not a curated record. NCBI's taxonomy places the organism in Eukaryota, Viridiplantae, Streptophyta, Magnoliopsida, Brassicales, Brassicaceae.